Andrographis paniculata is the source of this 2753-nucleotide messenger RNA. Its product is annotated as probable linoleate 9S-lipoxygenase 5. The record is from RefSeq and is a predicted model, not a curated record. The coding region runs from base 1 to 2610 and encodes 869 amino acids. Gene Ontology annotation, biological process: lipid oxidation. Lineage: Eukaryota; Viridiplantae; Streptophyta; Magnoliopsida; Lamiales; Acanthaceae. Gene Ontology annotation, molecular function: metal ion binding; oxidoreductase activity, acting on single donors with incorporation of molecular oxygen, incorporation of two atoms of oxygen; protein binding. The transcript has 9 exons.
AUGGAGGAGAGCAACCCGAGCAAGAAGCCUAAGCGCGACGAGAGCGGCGGAGGUAGCUCGACGAUCAAAGGCGUGGUCGUCAUGGUGAGGAAGAACACGUUGGGGGUGAGAGACGCGGUAUCUUCCGUCGUCGAUCGAUUCGACGAGAUUUUUGGGAGGAAGAUUGCGCUUCAGCUGAUUAGCAGCAGCAGAAGCGGCGGCGGAGUUGGUCAGGAUACUGGUGAAAGUUACAAAGGGAAACGUGGGAAGAAAGCAUACCUGGAAGGGUGGACAAAAAAGGUCACUCCAUUGAAGACAGAUGAUACAGAAUAUGACAUCUCGUUCGAGUGGGAUGAGGAGAUGGGAUUUCCAGGGGCUUUUACUAUAACAAAUAAUCAUCACCAUGAAAUCUAUCUCAAGACACUGACGCUUGAGGAUGUUCCCGGUCAUGGCCGUGUCCAUUUCAUCUGCAAUUCUUGGAUUUACACUGCCGAACACUACAAGAAGGACCGCAUCUUCUUCGCCAAUCAGACAUAUCUUCCCAGUGAAACACCAGCAGAGCUACUCAGUUACAGACGAGAAGAGCUGGAGAAUCUGAGAGGAAGUGGGGAUGGAAAGCUUGAGGAGUGGGAUAGAGUCUACGAUUAUGAUAUCUAUAACGAUUUAGGCGAUCCAGACAAAGGUUCAGAGCAUGUGCGUCGCAUUCUUGGGGGAUCAUCUGAUUUUCCUUAUCCUCGAAGAGGAAGAACUGGCCGACCUCCAGCUUCAUCUGAUCCCAGCAAUGAAAGCAGGAUACCUCUGUAUGAUAGCUUGAGCAUCUAUGUUCCGAGAGACGAAAAGUUCAGUCAGUUGAAGAUGUCAGAUUUUGUGGCAUAUGGUCUUAAGUCUAUAUUUCAGUUCCUAGCCCCCGAAUUCGAGGCUCUAUUCGACAAAACUCCCAGCGAAUUUGACUCAUUUGAGGAUGUUUUGAAGCUCUAUGAAGGUGGCAUCGAUGUAUCGAACAAAUCAUUGUUACAGAAGAUCAGGGAGCACAUUCCCUUUGAGAUGAUAAAGGAGCUACUCCGAUCAGACGGUGAAGGGCCCUUCAAAUUUCCACUCCCACAGGUCAUCAAAGAGGACAAAUUUGCUUGGAGAACUGAUGAAGAAUUUGGAAGAGAAAUGCUGGCUGGAAUCAACCCUGUUGUAAUCCAUCGCCUCCGAGAGUUCCCUCCGACAAGCAAUCUAGAUCCGAAGUUAUACGGAAAUCAAUCCAGCACAAUCACCGAAGAGCAUAUAAUAAAUGGCCUAGAUGGUUUGACUGUCAAAGAGGCGAUCGAGAACAAUAAGCUGUACAUAUUAGAUCAUCACGACAACUGGAUGCCUUACUUGAGAAGGAUAAACACUACAGCAACAAAGACAUAUGCAACAAGAACCAUCCUCUUCUUGAAAGAAGACGGCACACUGAAGCCAUUGGUGAUUGAAUUAAGUUUACCUCAUGAAGAUGGAGACCAUCACGGAGCAGUAAGUUCUGUCUACACCCCAGCAGAUGACGGAGUCGAACAUACCCUUUGGCAGCUGGCAAAGGCAUAUGUUAAUGUCAAUGACUCGGGCUUCCAUCAGAUCGUUUGCCACUGGUUGAACACUCAUGCUUCGAUCGAGCCAUUCAUAAUCGCCACUAACCGCCAGCUGAGCGUACUUCACCCCAUACAUAAGUUAUUGCAGCCACAUUUCCGAGAUACAAUGAAUAUAAAUGCGCUGGGCCGGCAGACACUCAUAAAUGCCGGAGGAUUUCUUGAAAUCACCGUUUUCCCAGGCGAAUAUUCCAUGGAAAUGUCGUCUACGAUCUAUAGGAAUUGGGUUUUCCCCGACCAAGCACUCCCUGCAGAUCUCAUCAAGAGAGGGAUGGCAGCCGAAGACUCGAGUUCUCCACACGGCAUCCGUUUACUAAUCGAGGACUAUCCCUUCGCCGUCGACGGGCUAGAUGUCUGGGGAGCAAUCAAAGCAUGGGUUCACGACUACUGCACCAUUUACUACAAAAGCAACGAGACUGUACAGAAUGACACAGAGCUUCAAGAAUGGUGGACAGAGCUCCGAGAAAAGGGACACGCGGACAAGAAAGACGAGCCCUGGUGGCCAAGAAUGAUGACAAUAGAAGAUCUGGUACAAUCAUGCACCAUCAUCAUAUGGGUAGCAUCCGCCCUUCACGCUGCCGUCAAUUUCGGGCAGUACCCUUACGGAGGCUACCUCCCGAACCGCCCAUCGACCAGCCGAAGACUCAUUCCAGAGAAAGGCACUCCGGACUACGAAGAACUCGAAACGAACCCCGACAAAGCUUACCUGAAGACCAUCACUUCCCAGAUGCAGAGCAUCCUUGGCAUUUCCCUGGUCGAGAUAUUGUCCAGACAUUCCUCGGAUGAGAUUUUCCUCGGACAACGAGACUCGCCUGAAUGGACCGCUGACGAAGAGGCGCUCCAGGCGUUCAAGAAGUUCGGAAACAGUCUGUCGAAAAUAGAGACGAGAAUCGACAGUAGGAACAAAGAUGCAAGAUUGAAGAAUAGAUACGGGCCGGUUAAGAUGCCUUACACUCUGCUGUAUCCCGGCAGCGAUAUCGGACUUACAGGCAUGGGAAUUCCAAACAGCAUUUCAAUAUAGAGAUUCUCUAAGAGGACAGGACCGGAAUAUUUGAUCGUAUAUGUAUUCGCUUAUAUAUAGCCAUGCUACUUAUAUUUUGGUAAGCAAUAAACUUUGUAGAAUUCUCUUUCGAUUCAUAUGAAAAGCAAAGAAUUUUAAAUCAA